AAUACACAGGUCAAGGUGCAUCGCAUUUUGGUUAUCCGCUAUGCUUAUAAGCGGGGUGUAAUCCUACUGGGAAACGACCAUGAUUACUUUCUGGGUCCAAUACUUUUGAAGCCGGAGCAAGGCGUCGUCAACAUACUCUCCUGCUUGAGAGGGGAAAGCGCUUAGGGUGUCUCCUUUUUUUUCUAUCGUUCUCGAGAGAUCGAAGAUGCUCUUCUUCUCGUAUUUCAAGGAGCUGGUGGGGAAGGAAGUGACAGUGGAGCUAAAGAACGACCUCGCCAUCCGAGGCAUCCUCCAUUCGGUAGAUCAGUACCUCAACAUAAAGCUCGAGAACACUAGGGUUGUCGAUCAAGACAAGUACCCCCAUUUGUUGUCGGUAAGAAACUGUUUUAUCAGGGGAUCGGUGGUGAGAUAUGUUCAACUCCCUCCCGAUGGAGUGGACAUCGAUAUUCUUCAUGAUGCCACUAGGAGAGAAGCCCGCGGUGGCUGAUGGUCCGAGCUCGGACUCCCCUUUUUAUAUCAGGGGAUCGGUGGUGAGAUAUGUUCAACUCCUUGAUGGAGUGGACAUUGAUACCCUCCAUGAUGCCUUGAGGAGAGAAGCGUGUGGUGGUUGAUAGGGUGUAGUUUCUUUCGAGUUUUUGAAGCUUGUUAUCAAUGCUUGCAGCAAAAUAUCUAUGUUAUUUCGAAACAUCUACAUUUUUCUUGCAUUAUUCUUGGUCCUUGGGAUUGCAGAAAUUUACCGAGUCCUUGAUAGCUGAAAUACUAUGCUCGUUUGAUA
Elaeis guineensis (African oil palm) is the source of this 775-nucleotide messenger RNA. RefSeq names its product sm-like protein LSM2. The record is from RefSeq and is a predicted model, not a curated record. Gene Ontology annotation, biological process: mRNA splicing, via spliceosome. NCBI's taxonomy places the organism in Eukaryota, Viridiplantae, Streptophyta, Magnoliopsida, Arecales, Arecaceae. Gene Ontology annotation, cellular component: U4/U6 x U5 tri-snRNP complex; precatalytic spliceosome; catalytic step 2 spliceosome. Gene Ontology annotation, molecular function: RNA binding.